CCCCCCCCGGUUGCCCCCACCACAGGACCCUGUUGUCCCCGGAUCACCCGGUGAUGAGUUGCCAUAGUGUGGAUUGGCCGGUCACCAGCACCGUAAGAACCAAUGAUGCUUUAGGGCAGCGAUGGAGAACCUUGGCACCACGGAUGUUGUGUUUCCGGUGAAGAAGGUUCCGGAAUAUAGAGUUGUGUUUCCGGUGAAGAAGGUUCCGGAAUAUAGAGUUGUGUUUCCGGUGAAGAAGGUUCCUGAAUAUAGAGUUGUGUUUCCAGUGAAGAAGGUUCCGGAAUAUAGAGUUGUGUUUCCGGUGAAGAAGGUUCCGGAAUAUAGAGUUGUGUUUCCGGUGAAGAAGGUUCCGGAAUAUAGAGUUGUGUUUCCGGUGAAGAAGGUUCCGGAAUAUAGAGUUGUGUUUCCGGUGAAGAAGUUUCCUGGAAUAUAGAGUUGUGUUUCCGGUGAAGAAGGUUCCGGAAUAUAGAGUUGUGUUUCCGGUGAAGAAGGUUCCGGAAUAUAGAGUUGUGUUUCCGGUGAAGAAGGUUCCGG
Messenger RNA from Rana temporaria (common frog), 534 nucleotides. RefSeq names its product enterin neuropeptides-like. The coding region runs from base 122 to 433 and encodes 103 amino acids. The record is from RefSeq and is a predicted model, not a curated record. The transcript has 2 exons. Lineage: Eukaryota; Metazoa; Chordata; Amphibia; Anura; Ranidae.